AUGAGUCGAGCGGGGUUCAAGCAGCUUUCGCUGCUUCGGGCGUCAAGACAAUGCUUAUCGACCCGAUCCCUAGCAACUGUUGCAAGGUGGACGAACCAGAAUGCAAUUGCACGGUCAGCACCUGUUUCUGCAACCAAGCUGAGAGCUCGAUCUUUCAGCACAACACGGCCCCGACGAACCCAAGAUGAGAUGGAGGAUGAGUCAAGCUCAUACAGUGAAGCUGAUCAUGAACAUGCUGUCAUCUCCACAUUUGACCUGUUCUCCAUCGGCAUUGGCCCUUCGUCAUCUCACACCGUGGGCCCAAUGCGAGCGGGCAACAUUUUUGUCAAUGAUCUUAUUGAGGCCAAUCUGCUCCCCAAAGUCAACAAGAUUCGUGUUGCGAUUUAUGGAAGUCUUGCGCUCACGGGCGAGGGCCACAUGACACCUUCAGCUCUGCUGCUGGGUCUCGAAGGUGCUGACGUGGAAACCGUUGACACUGGAUACGUGCCCACUCGCUUCAAUGAUAUCAAGGCUAGCAAGAAGAUCUAUCUUGGCCGCGGACUAGCAGCCGAUGGAUCCAAGGGUAAGGAGAUCGACUUUGACUACGACAAGGAGUUUAUUUGGGAGUGGGGACGCAAGCUGCCUCAGCACAGCAACGGUAUGCGUUUUACUGUCUACGACAAGGAUGGUUACGUCCUUGCAACCAACGACAUGUUCAGCGUCGGAGGUGGUUUCGUCGUCAAUGGUGCUCUUAGCAUAGCGCCUCAACAAACGCUUUCUCCAAAUGCCCCCAUGCAGCUUGAGGACCCCGAUUUGGAGUCGGCGGCCCAUCCGGCUGAUUUGGCCGAAAACUUGUACUACAAGGAGAUUCGGCGCUCCGAUGCCGCAGGAGAUCGUAGGACAGGUUCCGAGGUCAAGGUCCUGGACGAAGCCAAUGCAGGACCAACAGCUCUCCUCGGAGACUCACCUGAACCAACCGGACUCUCUACCGACGUCAAGUCAGAAUCCAAAAGCACCAGCUCGUCGCCGCAUCCGCGGUACGCAUUCCGAGAUGCCGCUAGUCUGCUCUCUCUCUGUCGCAAGCACAACCUCACCAUUGCCCAGCUAGUCUACGAGAACGAAAAGAGUCUCGGUUACACAGAUGAGGACAUUUACCGAAAGAUCUUCAAGAUCUGGGGCGUAAUGGAUGCCAGUAUUCUAGAAAGUGUCCAGGCGCCCCCUGGGACAAAGCUGCCUGGCUCUCUGAAACUGCACCGACGAGCCCCUGCGCUCUACCGUCGCUUGACCCGAGGACUAUACCCUUCAUCUACUGCGGAUACGUCUGCUGCUCAACUUGAGCACAAGUUCUCGUCCCCUGACCCCAACAUUGGUGAAGAUGGUGCUACUUCUCAACCUGGCGCCCUUUCAUCACCAUCAGGUAAAUUGAGCGCUUCGGUGCCGGGCAAGUUCAUGGCCGGAGGUCUCCGAAAGCGUGGACCACCACGGAUACACGGUUCUUUGAACCAUCCUAUUGCCCCCGCUCCAGCGCGUCGAACAACAUUCCCUACCAUGGAUUACCUCUCUGUUUAUGCCAUUGCCGUUAACGAAACCAACGCUGGUGGUGGCCGAAUCGUUACUGCACCCACAAAUGGUGCUGCAGGUAUUAUUCCUGCCGUGCUCAAGUACACGACCGAGUUCAUCAGUGAUGACCCUGAGCGAGAUAUCCCCACCUUCCUGCUCACAGCUGCCGCCAUCGGAAUGCUUUACAAGCGAGGUGCCACCAUCUCUGCUGCUGAAGGAGGAUGUAUGGCUGAAGUAGGCGUUGCCUGCUCUAUGGCCGCCGGUGCCUUCGCAGCCUGUAUGGGUGCUAGCCCUGAGACCAUCGAGCAAGCUGCCGAGAUUGGUAUCGAGCACAACCUCGGACUGACCUGCGAUCCCAUCGGUGGUCUUGUUCAAGCCCCUUGCAUUGAGAGAAACGCACUGGGUGCUACAAAGGCUAUCUCCAGUGCCAACUUGGCCCUGAGCAGCGAAACAGGUACUCAGCGUGUGAGACUGGACGAUGCUAUCCGUGCUAUGCGUCUGACAGCCAAGGGCAUGAGAAACGAGUUCAAGGAGACGAGUCUGAGUGGAUUGGCUACAAGUGUUCACAUUAAUAUCCCAGUCAGUGUUCCUGACUGUUAG
Messenger RNA from Fusarium poae, 2139 nucleotides. RefSeq lists its product as uncharacterized. NCBI's taxonomy places the organism in Eukaryota, Fungi, Ascomycota, Sordariomycetes, Hypocreales, Nectriaceae. The coding region runs from base 1 to 2139 and encodes 712 amino acids. The record is from RefSeq and is a predicted model, not a curated record. The transcript has a single exon. Gene Ontology annotation, biological process: gluconeogenesis. Gene Ontology annotation, molecular function: L-serine ammonia-lyase activity; 4 iron, 4 sulfur cluster binding.